CCGGAGAGUGUGUUGGAGUGAUGUCAGGGCUAGCUGGGUUGAAUGCAUCCGUACUUCCUGUAUCAGAGCAGGCUUGGCUAAAUACCAGCGGGUUUUUCUCCUCCUGACCUAGCGAGCUGCUGCGGGAGGAGGAGGAGGAGAAGGAUUGUCAGCCCGCGAUCGCGCGCGUCUCCCCUUCGGAACGUGGCUUGGCAUCUCCAGGCGGAGAGAGCUGCAUGUGGGCGAGCAAAGCCCGGGGGAGAUCAUGGCAGUGCUCAAACUGACCGACCAGCCACCGCUGGUCCAAGCAAUUUUCAACGGUGAUCCUGAUGAGAUACGUAUAUUAAUCUACAAAACUGAAGAUGUUAAUGCUUUGGACACGGAGAAGCGCACCCCGCUUCAUGUUGCUGCUUUCUUGGGAGAUGCAGAAAUUAUUGAGCUCCUUAUCUUGUCCGGAGCCCGUGUCAAUGCCAAGGACAACAUGUGGCUGACCCCUCUCCACCGAGCUGUUGCUUCAAGGAGUGAAGAAGCCGUACAAGUAUUGAUUAAGCAUUCAGCUGACGUCAAUGCCAGAGACAAGAACUGGCAGACACCCCUACAUGUUGCAGCUGCAAAUAAAGCUGUGAAGUGUGCUGAAGUGAUAAUUCCACUUCUGAGUAGUGUCAAUGUCUCCGACAGAGGAGGUCGGACAGCAUUACACCAUGCAGCUCUGAAUGGCCACGUUGAAAUGGUGAGUUUACUUUUGGCUAAAGGAGCAAAUAUUAAUGCCUUCGACAAAAGAGACCGAAGAGCUUUACAUUGGGCAGCAUACAAGGGCCACUUGGAAGUUGUUUCAUUACUAAUCAGUCAUGGGGCUGAAGUGACAUGUAAAGAUAAGAAAGGUUACACUCCACUUCAUGCUGCUGCAUCCAGUGGUCAGAUCAGUGUAGUGAAACACUUGCUCAAUCUUGGUGUGGAGAUUGAUGAAAUGAACAUCUAUGGAAAUACUGCCCUUCAUAUUGCUUGUUAUAAUGGGCAGGAUUCUGUGGCUAAUGAGCUGAUAGACUAUGGAGCUAAUGUCAAUCAGCCUAAUAACAGUGGAUUCACUCCCCUCCAUUUUGCUGCUGCGUCUACUCACGGGGCCCUUUGUCUGGAACUACUUGUGAAUAAUGGGGCAGAUGUAAACAUUCAGAGUAAAGAUGGGAAAAGCCCACUGCAUAUGACAGCUGUCCAUGGGAGGUUUACACGGUCACAAACUCUCAUUCAGAAUGGAGGUGAAAUUGACUGUGUUGAUAAGGAUGGCAACACUCCCCUCCAUGUGGCUGCAAGAUAUGGACAUGAACUUUUGAUUAAUACCUUAAUAACCAGUGGAGCUGAUGCUGCCAAAUGUGGCAUCCAUCGCAUGUUUCCUUUACACUUGGCAGCACUUAAUGCACAUGCUGACUGCUGUAGGAAGUUGCUUUCAUCAGGACAAAAGUAUAGCAUAGUGUCCUUGUUUAGUAAUGAGCACGUGCUGUCUGCAGGCUUUGAUAUAGACACCCCAGAUAAAUUUGGAAGGACGUGCCUCCAUGCUGCUGCUGCAGGAGGCAAUGUUGAGUGUGUGAAACUCUUGCAGAGCAGUGGAGCAGAUGUAAAUAAAAAAGACAAAUAUGGAAGAACACCUUUGCACUAUGCAGCUGCAAAUUGUCAUUUUCAAUGUAUUGAGAUGCUGGUAACUGCGGGGGCCAAUAUUAAUGAAACUGAUGACUGGGGACGAACAGCUUUACAUUAUGCUGCAGCCUCAGACAUGGACAGAAAAAAGAAUAUUUUGGGUAACUCCCAUGAAAACUCUGAAGAAAUUGAAAGAUCCAAUGAAAAGAAAGAAAAAGAAGCUGCAUUGUGUCUAGAAUUUCUUCUUCAAAAUGAAGCGAACCCUUCAAUCCAAGAUAGAGAUGGCUAUAAUACAGUGCAUUAUGCUGCUGCUUAUGGACACAGGCAGUGUCUAGAACUGCUUCUGGAGAAAACAAAUAACUUUUUUGAGGAAACAGAUUCAACAUCAGCAAGAAGUCCUUUGCAUUUAGCUGCCUAUAAUGGUCACCAUGAAGCAUUAGAAGUGCUGCUUCAGUCACUAGUAGAUUUGGAUAUUAGAGAUGAAAAAGGACGUACUGCCCUGGACCUUGCUGCAUUUAAAGGACACAUGGAAUGUGUUGAAGCGCUCAUCAAUCAGGGUGCUUCUGUCACAGUGAAAGAUAACAUCACACAACGAACCCCACUCCAUGCCUCAGUCAUCAAUGGGCAUACAUCAUGUCUACGACUUUUAUUAGAAGUAACAGAUAACCCUGACGUAGUGGAUGCCAAAGGACAAACUCCACUGAUGCUAGCUGUGGCUUAUGGGCACAUAGACGCUGUUUCUUUGUUACUUGAAAAAGAGGCAUCCGUUGAUGCAGCUGAUAUCCUGGGAUGUACUGCUUUACAUCGAGGGAUUAUGACAGGGCAUGAGGAAUGCAUUCAAAUGCUGUUGGAACAAGAAGUAUUAAUUCUGUGUAAGGAUUCCAGAGGCAGGACACCUCUACAUUAUGCAGCAGCUCGUGGUCACGCCACAUGGCUGAGUGAAUUAAUGCAGUUGGCACUUUCGGAAGACUACAAUUUUAAAGAUAAUCAGAAUUAUACACCAUUGCACUGGGCUUCUUAUAACGGAAAUGAAAACUGUAUAGAGGUACUGUUGGAACAUAAAGCUUUUCGCAACUUUCAUGGAAACUCUUUUUCUCCAUUGCACUGUGCGGUAAUAAAUGAUCAUGAAAAUUGUGCUUCACUACUCAUUGGGGCAUUUGGUGGUGGCAUUGUUAAUUGCAAAGAUGAAAAAGGAAGAACUCCACUUCAUGCAGCAGCCUUUGCUGAUCACGUAGAAUGCUUGCAGCUCCUUUUAAGUCACAAUGCACAAGUAAAUGCUGCAGAUAAUUCAGGGAAAACUCCACUUACCAUCGCUGCUGAAAAGGGGCAUGUAGGAACUGUAGAUUUUUUGGUGAACAGUGCUAAGGCUGAUUUAACCUUGAUGGAUAAUGACUUGAAUACAUCAUUGCACUUGGCUAGCAGUAAAGGUCAUGAAAAAUGUGCCUUGUUGAUACUUGACAAGAUACAAGAACCGAGCCUUAUUAAUGCAAAAAACAAUGCAUUGCAAACACCUCUUCAUAUUGCUGCACAGAAUGGCUUGAAGAUGGUAGUUGAGGAAUUGUUAGCAAAGGGAGCAUGUGUACAGGCAGUAGAUGAAAAUGGUCAUACACCAGCCCUGGCUUGCGCUCCUAACAAAGACGUGGCUGACUGCCUGGCACUCAUUUUGGCUACCAUGAUGCCUUUUUCUCCUUCCAGUACAAUGACGCCACUCAACUUCGUUUCUUUUAAAAAAGACCAUUUGAGCAGGACUCUUCUCUGCAAUAGCUCCAAUAUGAGCAACACUCUUAACUCAUAUAGUAAAACCUUAAUGAAUGAUGAAGGAGCAGAAAAUGGAUACAAUGACAAUGAUUCUGAUUCUGAAACAUUUUGACUUUUUAACAUUCAGUGCCCCUUUCUUGAUUGCAUUUGCAUUUAAUCUGAAAUUUUCUUUAGAAACACCUGAAUUUCACCUCACCAUCAUUUAUGAAUGAGAAUAGCAAAGACUAAAAUUUGCAAAUAAAUAGAGCCUUCUAGAAAAUUUAAGGAUUUUUUAAAAAUGCACUCUAGUUAAUGUUUUGCUUCCAGCACUACUGUGCUUUCCAUAAAUUCUAAGGGCUCCCCUGGAAGUCUCUACCUCCUAUUAUAUGCAGAAAAAAGAAGCUGCCUUUUUCUGUUUUGACAGCACAAGUAAACAGGGAACUGUUAUGUUUAUAUUAAUAUGUUAGCUAUAUUAAACUGCUGAUAUAAAGUCAUUUAUCAAGUAGGGUGUUUCUGGAUUAUCAGAAGACCUUCCCAUUUCUAGUAUCUCUUGUAUAGAUAUAUAGUCUUCAUUUGUAGGUAUCUUUGUUAUAAAAACCAAAGGUAAAGCCACAAAUUUUGAUUUGGGUUUGAACAAAUACUGCCAACAUCACCAUUUUCUGUGGCAAUUCAGACUUCUAAAUUCAUCACAGUAAUACCCAAUAGGUGUUUUAAAACAAUAGGUAUUUGCUGUUUCCAUUUGCAAUUUAAAAUCAUUAGGAUCAAAUCUUGUUUGCCACAGUCGCAACAUACCCACCUGCAGCUGCAGCAAAGAGAUUAUUGUAAAGGCAGAUGAGAUAUGCCUUAUUUUUGUUACCAUUCAGCACAAGCAUGCAUGGUUUAUUUGCACUCUCCAAGUAGGGAUCCUUGGGAACUUGUCUUACCUGUGCUGUCCAGCAAUUAUUUGUUUUAUGAAAAAUCAGUUCUAAAUAUAAUGCCUAACGCACCUAAAUGUUUCACCCUGCUCAUUUGAAUUGACUUUUUGUUAUCUUUAUGUGUAAUGUGAUUUUUAUCAUAAGCAUUGUCUGACUUUUUUGGAAAGUAUACCACGAGAUAGAUUACAGUCCUUCUUAUUUACCAUUGCUGUGCUAAGAUGCAAACAGGAGACAAAACCAAAACAUAAAGUGGAAAAGUUAAGUAAUCAUACAGAAGGGAACUGGGUUAUACUAAACAGUCCUGCUGGCGUCAAUUUACUUUUUAAACAUUUGCAUUAUGAAUAUCUACUCCUUCUGCCAAAGCUUCUAGGUCAAACGGACCCUUUUCCUCGCCUGAGAAAGGUGUACAGAAAGAAGAGUGAGACUCUUAAAAUAUAAAGAACUAACCAGCUAUACCAUGAGGACCAAAAGGCUUCAGAAGACUUUAUUAUUUUUUUAAUAAUGCAAGGGGAAAAAAUCAAGUAACUUUUCUAAUCACCAAUGCACAAAUAGUGUUUUCUGUAAUUAAGAGUCUUGGGUUCUUUCUAGUAGAUACUUUUGACAUUUGUAACCAAUGAUGAUGAUGUGUUGAUCACAGUUUAUUUUUCCAGACUAGUGUUCGUACUUGUAAUGUUAAAUGUGUUUAUAUUUAUUUGAAAUGAAACAAGUGCCCAGAAAAAUUGACCAUGGUUUGUCCUCCUUUUUAAUUCUAUAAUGUGUUAUUAGCUAUGAAUUUAAGCAAAUUUAGUGUGCUGAGAUUGAUGGAACAAAUGCACACAGUUAUCAUUUUCAGCUCUUAUGCAGCCAGCUGGGAAUAGCUUCAUGCACAUUUUGUCAAACGCAGUGGAGGAGUACAUUGCAUAGUAUUUUUUGGCAGAGCAGAGGGGAACAUAUAAAGGAAAAAAUGUGUGAUUUAGUCUUUAAAAGGGUGGUGGUGAAAAUUUGUCAAAGUUCAAAAGGAGAAUUGUGGAAUCAAAAGGAAAGUGUACUUCCUCGUUUAUGGAAGCAAAAUACAAUUUUUUAAAAAACCCGAAACAGAAGUAGUAGACUAUCUGCUGCUUUGUUAUCUAUUCUACACAGAUAUUUGAAACAAUUUAACAUAACCACUCAUUGCUAUAUAUCGAAGUAUGUUAGAGACAGAAUAUGUGAAUUGAUUCUUGGAUGAUCAGUAAAACGUAACAAAGUUUCACUUUGCUUCUAUAAACAAGAUUUGCCGGAAAAGCUUCCAUCUUGAGACUGCAUCUUCAUCUAAGUCAAAUGUAUUUUCAUUCUGGGCUAUACAUUGCAAAAAAUAGAAACAGACAUCUUGCAUUGUAAUGGAAGUUACAAAACAUUUCCAAUUUGAAACAGCUGUUUCUGCACAAUAUUGUUCUGAUUUCACUGAAACUGUUCUGUUGCUCUACUGUACCAGUAUUUGAAGAAGUGUUACAAAUUCAAAAUGCUUUGCACACAUCUAAAACGUAAUCCUCGUAGGAGACUCUUUAUUCUCAGAUAGGUGACAGUGUUCCUCAGAUUUCAGCCAUUUUGUAGUUACACUCAUAAACAAAAAUGUCUGAGAUGAAAAGGUACCACUAAAACUGACUGAAACUCUCAGUUGUUCCUUUUUUUAACCCCCAGCCAGUGUAUUGAGAGAAAAUUCCCAGCAAAAUACCAAAAGAAAAACUAGGAUCAGAAAUAUUCCCAUAAAUCAAUUGAUCUUUUUGCCGCAUGACUGAUUUUUUUUUUGUCCCAACUACUGAUUAACAUAUCAGAAAUUAAUUUUUUUCUCACAAUAUAAAUAAGCACAAAGUUAUGCACUUCUAUUCUAGGAACAUUUACUACCAAAGCUCUAUUUGAAUGAUUUAGGGCAGGGGUGUUAAACUCGUGGCCCAUGGGCCGGACCAUCAUGUGCUGGCCACACCCACCCAUUUUAGCAAAGAGGAGUUGUGAUACAUCACGUGACAACAACGUGACACUGCGAGUUUGACACCCAUGAUUUAGGGUAAUAAAAUAUUCUCCAGGUUUUCAAUUUGAUCCAUGUUAUUAACAAAAUUCUCCAUCAUGACACACACUUUCAACCAGGUCUUAGAGAAGUUUUUCAUACUACAAUUUGCAUUCUGUAGCAUUGAUAAAAUAAAAAGAGACUAUGAUAAAAUAAAAAGAGACUAUUUUUCUGAAGAAUGCAAGUGUAGAAUUGAGUAAAAAUUGUUACAGACCUCUAAAAUACAAAAUGGUAAUUAUGAGUUUUUAAGAAAAAGGCAAUAUUUAUGCACACAUUUUGAAAUUGCAAUAUUAGCAUAUAUGUAUUUUUAAAUGAUAUUUGUACAUGACUAGGAACUAUAAUGUAAGAGGCCCUCACUAGUUAUUGCCUUGAUUCCUAUUAAAUACAGAGAAUGUUAAAUCCUGUUGUGGGUUUUAAGGUGUUUGUUAAAUUCUGAGGACUACUGGAUAUUCCUUAAAACCCACAAUUAAAAUUUUGCAGUGAAAUUAUGGGUGCUUCCCAGCAGAAAUACCGUAAUCAUUUAUAAAAAGUAGUUUUACACCUUAGUUAGUUUUUGAAAAAAGAAAAGGAAAUGAAAGAAGUGAGGAUAAUGUAGAAAAGUCACUUUGUUUUCUUGACUGUUCAGCAAAAAUUUCACUUGGAUAUCUCCCAAGGCUGCACAAGUCACAAAUUUCAUUAAUGAGCCAAUCAUUAAGAGUACCUUCAUUUUAUAGAGCAUAGUAGCCCAGUUUUACGGCACUUCAGGAAGUGAGAUAUUACUGUAUGUUCUAAAUGUGCUUUAAGAGGAAAAGGCUAAUAUUGAGUAAUUUCUGUUUGUUAAAAUCUUUUGGCAUAGAACAGUGUUACUUUUUUUCUCUCUCAGGAUCUCCUCCCUCUUUUAAAAAUCAUGGAGGACUCCAAAAGAAUUUGUGGCUGAAUGGGUUAUAUUUAUCUAUAAUAUAUUUAGUAUAUUAAGAAUUAAAAUUGACACUCUUGCUUCUUGUGAUUGUUGAUGGGAUUUUAAUACUGUAUUACUUUUCAAUCUAGGUGGGCAAAUAAUUUUGAUUUUAUAGAUUUGAGGGGACCCCCCCUCCCAAGGGUCCUAAGCAGCAGUGGGAUUCACUUACCUUCUCUACCGGUUCGCAAAUGUGAGCGCACUCACCUUGUCUGCACAUGCGCACAGCCUUCUGCACAUGCGCAGUAGGCGCGUGUUACAUGAGGGUGGGCAGAGCCUCCCGCCGUUGCCACUACCAGUUCAUGCGAUCCGGAGAGAACCGGCUGAAUACCACCUCUGGUCCUAAGACCACACUUUAAUAAAUUCUGGUAUAGAAGAACCGAGAGGUUUCAUGCCACACUUGCAUCUGAGCAACACUCUAUAAUUUCACAUUAUGAUUUUUAUUAGGUAGCAGAGCUCAGCUGUAGCUGAAAGAGAAUUCCCUCAUUUUCCACUUUUCACAUUAGAGCUUGGGGAUAGGCUGUUUUCUUGUUGGUGGGAACUCUCACCUCACAUUUUCCCAUAACUCCUAAGCUGCCAUAGCACUAUCGUUUCAUGUCCUUUUGCCAGGCUUUAGUGUUGUAGAAAUGUGGCUUUGCAGCUCCAGCUAUAAAGACCUUACAUUCUUGUGCAUGUUUUUUCACUGUCUCUCUUUUUUUCUCUUUUUCCGCUUUUCUAGAAAAGGAAAGUAUGGAAGGAAAUUGAGGGGGCGGGGCACAACUUGAAUGUCAUUUUUGGUACAUCCCUGUUGGUCCAUUAUAAAGAAAGUUAAUCAACUCAUGAGGAGUUUUCAGCAGCUCAGGACUAUAACAGGUUGAUGCCAGAAUAAUUCUGAGUUUAUAGAAUGGCAACGGUGGUUGCAUGGAGAUGCCCUCAUAGUUGUGAGUCAUCUGGAUCCUACUUAUUAUCUAAUAACAAUAGUUUGCUGUUGUGGGUUUUUUUUUUUCCAAAAAAGAAGCAAUGCAUUUGGUUAUAAUGGUAUAACUAUGAAGGAAGACAUGAAAUAAACAGAAUGACCAAAAAAAAUGGAUCACCAAACAAUCAGGGAAAUCAAAUUACACUUACAAAUCUAUAAGUUUUCUUUCUUAGUACUAUAAUGUUUUAUAAUUGAAAUGAGUUCUCUAGAACAGUACUAAAUAUUAUUAAACAUCACUUGAAACAAAACACCAAUGUUUCCAUGUAGAAUUGAGUAAAAAGUCUCAUUUUCUUCUUCCUUCUUCUUGGCUGAUCAUAUCAAGCUAGUCACCAAGAAACACACACACACAUACACACUGUAGCCUCCACAAAACAUCAGGAGGGUAUGGGGAGAGCAAAUGUGGGGAACAGGUCAAAGGACAGUCCACCAUGCAAACAGAAAUCUUCUACAGCAUUGGAGUUAUUCACAAUACAAUGAUCUACUCACCCGAAUAAUUUGAUAGUGACUUCUAUAAAUACAUUUUUCAACACUUUAUGCUAAAAAUCCUCUGCACAGCUAUGUAGAAAUAUAAUAGAAUAUAGUUCUGAAUUCCUGAGUUCAGACUACAUUAUGUGUUUCUGUCCUAUCAACAAUCCCAGCCUACUGUCUUGAAAAGACUAUUGGGCUAAAAUCCUUGGCUAUACAAUCUUUUGAACUUAAAAGAGAUUGUUUCUGAAUAGACCUAUAUUCAUUUGUAGCGCCAUCUUCUCCAAAUAUAUGCUUACCUAUCUCUUUUAUAUGUAUUAUUUCCAUAUAAAAGAGUAAUAAAACCAUCUUAAUUAAAAUGGGAAAUUUGCAGUUAGUGUCAGUGGACUAUGGAUUCCAUUCUAAUUGCUUUCUUAUCUAAAUGGCAAUACGGUUUAGUAGCAGAUAAGGUACUGUAUUUUAACUAUAAUAAUAAAUGUCAGUUAUGGCCUGUUUUGAUUUGUUUGAUUAGCUUUUGUCAAAAGAUAAGCACUAUUCUACUGACAUCAGUGGUGUUGAUUUGAUAAAGAUUGAGAAGCAUGAUCUAGAAGGUGAGUAAUAACGCAUGCACCUCUCUAUAGUUACAGUUCUGUGUUAGCAGCUUGUAUUCCAUUCAUGUGAAACUUCAGCUGCCAGGUUACAAUGCAUGGCACUUACCCCUUGCUGAUCUGUAUUGUUUCAAGUGUUAAGAUAAACUAGCUCAGGGGAUAUCUGUAUCACUACUAAAAGGGCACCAUGUUGUGUUUUGGUACUAUUAUAGCAAACCUUUGUAUUUAACUAAGAAUUGAGUAAAUUCAAUUUCUUGUCUUCUCUGUUUAGAAACUUGAUAAUGCACCUGAGUUUCAUAAUGUAAGAAACUUUUAGAGUGCCUUUUUAUAUUUGUGUAUGCUGGAUAUCUAUUGUGAACAUGUCUUUCCUUCAUUUGAGUCAUACUGAAGCAAUAUAAUACCUAUAUGUUUUCGUUUCAAAGCUUUACGGCUUUGUCUUUUUUUAAAAAAAAAAUUGUGUUGACAUAAAAUUAAUAUGCUAAAUUUGUAUAGGAAUUUAUACAUUUUCUUAUUACACAAAGCAAACCUUAAGUCAGUGUUAUUGGGAAGGAUGUUUUAAAAUGGUGACAAUCUUGAGUGUGUAUUAAAUGCAGCUAUCUGUGUUUGUAAUGCAGUGACAUACAUUUUAAAAAGCCAAUAUCUAAUGUUUUGUAGUUUUGUCUGUAUAUUUUAUGCUUUUAGCAUGUGCAAUAUAUCUUUACAAACCAUGGUGUCAUGAAUCUGGUGCCAGUGUUACAUUUUGUAUGAAAUAUUUGUAAUAAACAGUAUGAAAUAUUGUUGAAUGGUUUGUGCUAAUUUUUUAAAAUAUGGAAUUUGAAUUAAUCAAUGUGUUACAUUAUGUGGUUUUAAAAAUGGAUAUGAAAUAUUACUUUGAACCAUAGGCUGGGUGCACUCAAGUUUAAUAUCCUUUCAACUACUGAAUGCUGUAUUAUUGUAAUGGGCUCUUUUAUCUGCAAAUUACAGUAAUAUUAAAAUGCAUUCAGAUGGAUAUUUUUACAAAUAAAUGGUACAAAUACCAUGGCAACUCCAAAUUCAUUCAUCGGUACUUUUACAUACAUUCAGGAUUCUGAAUGCCUGUAAACAAUAAGAAAUACAUAACUGCAGAAAAAUACUAGUGAGUACAGCUUUCUGAACAGUGCUUAAAAUACAUUAUAAAAAUACAUACCUAAAACUAUAAAAACAUAAAGCAAUGCAAUUGUUAUGAAUAGCAUAAAUGAGACUGAUAUAUCUCAAAAUCACUAAUGAAAAACUUUGUGAAAUAAUAAAAUGGUACUCCAAAAAUUAUCUAUUCCUCCAGAUAUUAAACACCUGAAAAAUAAAAAUGUGUUCUUCUAUAGCAAAUAUGCCUCUGGAGAUUUUGAAAAAUAGGAUUUUUUAUAAACUUCUAUCAAUUAUCAUACUAAGUUCAGUUGUUUAGAAGUGUACAGUAAAAGUUUGAAAGGCCUGUUCCUUAUUCUUGAAGGAGCAGGCAUGAAGGGAGAAAGGAUUUUUAGAGAAGAACCAAAUAUGAUUGGAGAAAGGCAUUUGUAUGGAUGUGGCCUGUUGCUUAUUUCUGUGUCCAAUAACUGUGCAUAGGUAGUAAACUGUACAGAAACCAGAGUUGAGUAUUGUAGUGUUAUCCAGAAAUAAGUCCCAAGUGAAAAGAUUAACAACAAUUUUAAAAUCAUUGUAGAAGGCGGCUGUAGGGUCCUCCAUUAUAAAACUGAUUGCCUAAUGAUGAGACAGCAUUACAUACAAUGAAUCUCUUGGAUCAUUGCCAAAAAUCAAAGAAUUCCAAAAAUCAAAGAAUUCAUCCAGCUGCUUGUCUGUUUAUCUGUUUCAUUUAUAUCCCACAUUUUUUUACUGGAACGUAAUGUGACUUACAUAGAUUCCUUUCUGUUUUCCCCACAACCAUUACCUUGGGAUUUGGGCUGGCCUAAAGUCACCUAAUGACCUUUUAGGCCUGAGAGUGGAAUAGAAUCUGGGUCUCCACUCCCAUUACUAGUCCAACUCAGUAACCACUCUACCACACUGAAUGGAAGGUGAGGCAACAACCACUUUAUAUGUACCCUCCACAUCUUCCUAAUGUCUUCUCACUUCUGCUGCCAAUAUGCCCACCAAUUUACAACUGUAAUUGAGCCCAGAAUUGUGGUCGUAACUCAUUGUGAUAAUAAAUUGAGGUACCAUACAACCAUUCAAAAUUGCAACUGUUUUUUUUUUAUUAAUUAAGACUUUAAAUUACAACCCCAAACUGAUAGGCCAGUGUAAAGCCUUCAGGAAAGGUGUCACAAGUACCCUUAAACACCCAUGAGCACUGAAGUCACUACAUUUUGCACAAACUGAGCCUUCAGUCUGGUCCUUAAAGGCAGCCCAAUGCGGACCAAGUUGCAGUAAUUUAAAUGUUUCAAUAUUCCAAAAGCAGAACUAAUGUAAAUUGCAGGAAAUAAAAAGAGUAGACCACAUACUACUUUGAGUCAAUUUUAUACAGGUCUUUGAAAUAAUUUAAUAAAAUCACUCAUUGCUAUAUUCAGAGAAAGUCAGAGAUUAAGAAUAGUGAAUCUAUCUUUUUGUUGCUUGAAGGCCCAUAAUCAAUUUGACUUGAAAGCCCAUAAUCAAUUAAUUAUUGGAUUGUUAAUAUGUAAGAAAGGAAGUUACAGCUAUCAUUUCCAAACAAGAAUAAUUUGCUGGAAAAUUUCUUAUAUUAUUUUGUUUUGCAAUUGUUUUUUCUUUUAAAUCAUCUGUUGAAAUAUGAUUUCUAUUUUUAAGGGUCAUCUUUGAACAUAACUAAAAAAUGUCUGAUUGAAACCCUUGUAAUCCUGGUCAGAAAGUACUUUUUUAACUGAGUUUGCCUCAUUUUGGGGAUAAAAAUACUGUAAAUAAUAGGGAAACUGUUUGCAAGCUUCCAGAAGACAUCAGGCUGACUGCUGCUGGAACCAUAAUGUUGGAUGGUUUUGCAUUACCAAAUUAUUUGGUACAUAAGCCAAUUGUACAGAAAGUUGCUGUUUGUAAGAAACAAUUUUAUAUUUAUGUUCUCUAAGCUUCAUGGUUGGAAUUUUAUGUAUCAUUAAACUCUUAAGAUUAAUUUUUCA
Pantherophis guttatus is the source of this 12288-nucleotide messenger RNA. It is a transcript of the gene ANKRD44, whose product is annotated as ankyrin repeat domain 44. The record is from RefSeq and is a predicted model, not a curated record. Gene Ontology annotation, cellular component: nucleus. Lineage: Eukaryota; Metazoa; Chordata; Lepidosauria; Squamata; Colubridae. Gene Ontology annotation, biological process: positive regulation of transcription by RNA polymerase II. Gene Ontology annotation, molecular function: transcription cis-regulatory region binding; protein binding.